AUGACCACCACUAUUAAUACAUUUCAUAGUAUCAUUGCACAAUCAUACAUUAGACAAUUAAUAUUCAAUCAUGUACAAGUAAUAUCAAAACAAAUAGGAGGAAUUGAUAUAAAGGAUCCAAAGAAAAAUCGAUCUUUACAAGGUCGAGAUAUUGUAAAGUUACCUCAUCUUGGUAUGAUUGCUCGUUAUGCAAUGCCAUGGGACUUUAUCAAACAUUAUUUACCACCCGACAAGGAUAGUGGUGCAGUAUUGUUUGAAAGAAGAAUGCAUUCAAUUACAAAGUAUUGUGGUCAUCGAAAUGCAACAUUGGAUACACUCGUACAACUUUUGAAAUGGUCACCUGAUUAUGAUCCAAUCGCCACCGACAACAAACAAGGGCACCUCUUUCAUAGAUACUAUUCGUAUCUAGAUACUGCUCUUGUAGAGUCUGGUAACAUUGACAUUAUAAAUCAUAUCUUGUCUAGGUUUCCAAACUUCAAAAUUAAAGAUAUGGAUGGUGCUGCUCAAAAUGGUCAUUUAUCGGUCGUAAAGCUACUACAUUCUAGAGGUGUAACCUCUACUUGUAGUGCAAUGGAUUUGGCUGCUCAAAAUGGCCAUUUAUCUAUUGUAACUUGGUUACAUGAGAAUACAACUCAAGGAUGUACUCAAUCAGCCAUCUCCAAUGCUGCAGAAAAUGGUCAUUUAGAGAUUGUAAAGUUUCUUCAUUUUAAUCGUAAAGAAGGAUGCACAACCGAUGCUCUUGAUGGUGCAGCGUCAAAUGGUCAUUUAGAGAUUGUAAAGUUUCUUCAUUAUAAUCGAACUGAGGGAUGUACAACUGAUGCUCUUGAUUUGGCAUCAGAAUGUGGUCAUUUUGAAAUUAUCAAAUUUUUACAUUAUAAUCGUACAGAGGGAUGUACUUUUAAUGCUAUGGAUUAUGCAUCAUCGUCAGGCCAUUUGGAAAUAUUAAAGUUUCUUCAUGAAAAUAGAACUGAAGGAUGUAGUACCUAUGCGAUGGAUAAUGCUCACAACUUAGAUAUUCUUAUCUUUCUUGACAAAAAUCGUACAGAAGGUGCAACUACUCAUGCAAUGGAUAAUGCUGCUAGAUUUGGAGGAAAUGAAAAAUUAGAUUUAAUUAAAUACCUUCAUGAAAAUAGAUCUGAAGGUGCAACUACCAAUGCUAUAGACUAUGCUUCAGGUAAUUCUAAUAUGGAAAUUAUAAAGUUUUUAUAUGAAAAUAGAACUGAAGGAUGUUCAAGAGAUGCUAUAGAUUAUGCAAUUCGAAAUAACAGCAAGAUAGAGUUGAUUGAAUUUCUACGCGAUAAACUAAAUGCUCAAUGUUCAGCUGCUGCAGUUCGAUUUGCAAUUUCAAAUGGAAGAUUGGAUAUUAUUCAAUAUUUGCAUCAACAUUUUUCAUUAGAUACAUCGAUAUGGGAAGGUUAUCCAAUUAAUUUGGCAGCAUUACAUAGUCAAUUUGAAAUUAUUAAAUUUUUACAUUAUAAUCUUCGAACAGAAGAACAAUGUUCAACGAAUGCGAUUGAUGAUGCUGCUACAAAAGCAGGAAAUUUAGAGAUUAUCAAAUGGCUUCAUCAAAAUCGGUCAGAAGGAUGCACAGAGUUUGCUUUGUGUUUAAGUCAUGCCAAUACUGAAGAGAUUGUUCAGUACUUUUUAGAAAACGAUAUGAUCCCUAGAAACAAGUUAAACAAACGAUUCGUCGAGCAUCUCUCUUAUUUUUCUUAUUAUGAGGUAGCUGCCUUGGUCAAUCAAUUCUUACAGUCCAAAUAA
Molecule: messenger RNA, 1761 nt
Organism: Cavenderia fasciculata
Lineage: Eukaryota; Evosea; Eumycetozoa; Acytosteliales; Cavenderiaceae
Exons: 7
Coding region: 1-1761 (586 amino acids)
Molecular function (GO): protein binding
Source: RefSeq, a predicted model, not a curated record